Messenger RNA from Cylicocyclus nassatus, 1314 nucleotides. The record is from the annotation of a GenBank genome assembly. NCBI's taxonomy places the organism in Eukaryota, Metazoa, Nematoda, Chromadorea, Rhabditida, Strongylidae.
AUGUCCGAUAAAAUAGAAAUGGAAGACAAUCCGGACAAGAUGCUUAAGCAAAUGUCUAUGCGCAUGCAUUUAAAGCGUUCUGUUUUCCAUGCAGCUGCUCUUGAACAACUCGUACGAAAUUCCUCUCGGUGCGAUGCUUCAACUAAGCUUGAAACCCAAGCUUACAUUGCCUGGCUGGCCGGCGUAUGUGUUUUCGAGAUGCGCAGAUGGCCUGAAGCCUGUGAGCUGCUCAAAAAGCGAGGAAGGUGUCGCGAGAUUCAACCGCAGAUUCGACUCUGCGAAUUCAGUUGCGCUGAGGCAACUGCCAAACCUUUGAAUGGUAUGAUGAAUAAGUUGAUGGAAAUACGUGCUCAAGACACUGACAGUGAAGCUGUGGAUCGUCUUAUCGCUGAGAUGAGAUCGAAGGCGUCAUGCGAUGAUGCAGUCAUUGUCAAGUGGGGUGUAUUCAAAUCAACUGUUGAGGAUGACAAAGCGCGUCAAGUAGUGCAAGGUUGGCAACAGAUGGCUCUUUAUGAGAAGCAGCUGACCGACACAGGAGAUGCUCUCGAGCGAAUUUCCGAUUUGAUUCGCAGAAAAACAUCGGAUAACGCCGACUCUACGCUCCUCCAGUUGUCCGGAAUAGAACAUGACAAAAAUCUGACCGAAGCUGUUUCAGCGAAAAUCGAGUACUAUAGAGCAUUCAGGUGUCAUAUGGCAACUGCGUAUGCUGCGCUGUCAAGAUUUGGAGAAGCCGCUGCUUUAUUUGAAAGAGGUUUGAGACGCACUGAGGAUGCAAAGACUGAGAAUUAUCUCAAACUUAACUACACAAAUUUCAAACUCUUAGUUUUAGGAAGCGACUGGGAUGUGACUCGAAAGUGUAUCUGCUCAGCUUAUUUACAUAAGCUGGAAGGUAAGCUGAAGGGAAUCGGCGAGUAUGUGAACGUUCGAACUGACAUCCCAUGUUUCUUACAUACGACGUUCGCUCUCUUCGGGAUGGGUUUCAUGCCCGAUUAUGUGGUCUACCACGAACUCAUCAUAACAGCGAAGAAAUACAUGCAAUGCGUUACUGCUGUAGAUGCCGUUUGGUUAGCAAAACUUGGCCCCAUGUUCUACUCAGUAAAGAAGUCGAAAACUUCUCGAUCUGAAAAACGAAUGGAAAGUGUAAGAACAGUUGACAGUAUGGAAGAAGAGAUGAGAAAAGCUCAAAAGGAAAUGCAGCGGCGAAAAGAGGAGUCGGAGAGGGCAUUGAAACGACCAGAAAGCGUGCGGAUAGUUGAUGUUGGCCGCUCUCUUCGCAGUAAACAUUGGAGAAUGUUAGAGCGCGAUUUCUUGUAA